This is a messenger RNA of Solanum pennellii, 1399 nucleotides long. Its product is annotated as B2 protein-like. Gene Ontology annotation, biological process: response to endoplasmic reticulum stress. Bases 148 to 1056 code for a protein of 302 amino acids. The transcript is spliced from 6 exons. The record is from RefSeq and is a predicted model, not a curated record. Lineage: Eukaryota; Viridiplantae; Streptophyta; Magnoliopsida; Solanales; Solanaceae.
AAAAUGAGUGCGUACUCUGUGACAGCUGAGAUAAUAGGUGUAAGUUUUUUCAAAAUACUUGAACUGGUGUUAAGCUUCUCUUCUCUGUGUCUUCCUGGAGAAGAAAAAGGUUUUGGAGGUGUAAGUUAAAUUGUCUGACUCCGCAACAUGGAUGGUAUGAACAGCUAUUGGCAAUUCGGGGAUGAGCUUCGAGGACAAUCAAAAGUAUCGGAGGAUCAUACAUGGACAACGAGUACUGUAAAAUUGGCUGAGCAGUUAAGGUCCAAGGGUGAGCGGGUGAAUAACCUUGACCUUUCGAAAAGCUCAGCUGAAAGUAGGUUCAGGGUUUAUCUUGGUUUACAGGAAGAUAACAAGUGGGAAAACCAAUACCUCAACAUGUUGAAUUUUGAUACCAAGAUAACUGACAAUACGACCAAGAGCUCCUUCAGUAAUGACAUUCACAACGUUAAUUCUGUUUGUCUGAAAUCCAAUGUCAACAGCUUGGGAAGUAUGUCAUUUAGCAAGUUCAGUAGCAACCACACAAAUGACGCUAGCAGCUAUGGCAAUAACAAAAACACUGAGAGUAUCAAUGGGAACAAUGCUGUUGACAAAAGGUUUAAGACUUUGCCUGCUGCUGAGACACUGCCCAGGAAUGAGGUUCUUGGUGGGUAUAUCUUUGUUUGCAACAAUGACACAAUGCAGGAAGACUUGAAGCGCCAGCUGUUUGGUCUACCUCCAAGGUACAAAGAUUCUGUGAGGGCAAUAACACCAGGGUUACCGUUGUUCCUCUACAAUUACACUACUCACCAGUUGCAUGGUAUCUUUGAGGCAACAAGUUUUGGAGGUUCUAACAUUGAUCCAACUGCUUGGGAAGAUAAGAAGUGUAAAGGAGAGUCGAGGUUCCCUGCUCAGGUGAAGAUCCGUAUCAGGAAACUUGGUAGGGCUUUGGAGGAAGAUGCUUUUAGACCAGUGCUGCAUCACUAUGAUGGACCCAAAUUUCGUCUUGAGCUCUCUGUGCCCGAGACUUUGGACUUGAUGGAUCUCUUUGAAAAUACCAGCGUGUUCGCGCCAGUCUGAAGUCAUGGAUUUAUAAUCUAUUAGCAUACAUUAUGAACUCAUGAAUAUUGUAGUUUAGUAGUAGAAACGUGUUCUCCACAGAUUUCCAAAGCACAAUUUUGGAGUAAAGUCUGGCUGAGAGAGGUUCUGAAUAGCAGGGUUGGCUAAUUUAGCCAAUGAAGUGUGAUUUUGUUUGGAGAUGCUUCAAUAUGAGCCUCCCAAAUUUAGUGUUGUGGUCUUAUAAUGAAUUAGAGAAGUAAUGAUUGGGUGAAAGAUUGAACGUCUUCUUUCAUAUCUACAUUUACAAUUUGCAACUCUGUAUUAUCCAAUUUGUGCAAUAUUAAACUGUCAUUUCUUCUCUUUU